UUGACCUCUUGUUGCAGGUAAAAAAAAAAAUGCCCACACGUGAAUUCCGUCACUCGGGGCAUGUGGAAGCCCUGGGUAAAGAUUUGUGGGAAUUGCGAAGCCAGAAUGUAGCCACAGACUCGCGACUCAUGAGUGGGACAGAGUGUUUUCCAGUCCACAGUUGUGUCCUAGCCUGCAAUUCGCCGUAUUUGGAACACUUUUUCCAAACCCAAACAUCGACGAACCCGGUGUUCGUGUUGCCCAGAGCAGAACCGAAAUCUGUCAUGCACCUUAUAGAGUUCAUGUACACGGGAGAAACACAAGUAGAAAUGGAUCAGCUGACAGAAUUUGGCGAACUGGCAAACCUUCUGGAUGUUCGGGCAUUGAAGGACUUGUGGCCACUGGAGGACUUCGAGGUUAAGAAGGAGGUUAGCUAUUUGGAAGACGUCAAUUCAAAUGCAUCUCCGCCGAAGAACAGGGCCAGAGGCGGGCCGAAAAGCAAGCGGAAGCCCGUGUCUUCUGAUCUUGAUGGGGAUUCAAGCAUGGAUUUCGACGCCCACGAGAAUACCACCGAGUUUUCCGCCUUAACUCCGAGCAGUUCUAAUGCCGACCAUGAACUGUCAAGGGUUGAUUCCUCACCUGAUACCAUGAACACGGUGAAGAAUGAAGAAACUGUUGCUGGAAAAGUCCCGAAGAAUGACUCAUUAGCAGUGAAUCUCCCUCCUCAGUUUGAUGUGAUGGAAAUCAUAAAAUCGCAAAUGGGAAAUGACAAAUUAGCGUACAAAGGCUACGUAUAUCGUAAGGACAAACGGUAUAUGGAUCGUAUAGCGUGGCGUUGUGAGCAGAGGAACUGCAGAGGACGAGCAUCAACGCCAAUAGAGCUAGAAGAGUAUGAAGGGCAGGAUGUUGUUACAGUUACUCAGCUUCAUUCACACCCGGCAUCAGCAGCAAGAGUUGAAGUUGUCAAGGCUCGCACAAAAGCUCUGAUUGCUGCAACAACCGGAAGCCAACCUCCCCAAGAAAUUGUUGCCACUGUUGUUGCUGGGCUGUCUGAAGAAGCACUCAGUGAAAUUGGUUCUGCUAGAGCUUUCAUUCAAGCGAUUAAACUUUUGAGACUGUUAUUCCGGGUCCAUGGGCUCGUGUUGGCGGCCUGUUCAUCCUACUUCGAGAGGAUUUUGGUGUCGCUGCCGAGUGCCAGCAAGGAAACCGUUAUUGCCUUGCCGAAAAUUAGCCUCAACCUGCUUCGACUUGCCAUCGACUUCAUGUAUUCUGGGAAGGUGACUGUUCCAAGCGACGACUUGGUGGCGUUCAUGGACGUUGCCGAGAUCCUCGAGAUCCGUGGACUGAGAUCAAAGCGACCGAAACGCGGCCUGGACGAGGAAGAAGAAGAGCGGGCGACCAUUUCCGUUUCUGGUGACGAAGUGCUUGAGACGGUGGAUGACGACGAUGAUGAGGAAGAAGAUGACGAGGACGACGACGCGAACGCAAACCCAGGCGUGCGGUCGGAAGGCAAGCGGAGAGCCAGUGCGAGUGUGGACGAGAACGAGGUGAAACCCGCGAAGAUGGGCAAACGGGCUUCGUCGAGGGGUGCUAAAUCUCUGAACCCGCUGUCGAAUGCCGAAAUCACUUCCUCUGGAUACAGGGACGACGUUGAACUCAAGGAGGACUGUGUUUUUGAGCUAGAGGGAACGGAUAACGAGGAUGACGAUGAUAUAGCCUUGGUUUCCAAUGGACUGGAUGAUUUGCAAAAGUUACAGAUUCCGCAAAAUAUUCCGGCUGCGUUAGCUGGUGCUGAGCACAUAGAACGGAUGGGGUAUUCGAUUUGGCGAGGCCAGAGCCAGGCCUCCACCGGCCGUCGCCUGACGUAUUUCUGCUCCAUGUGUGACUACGUGUCGGAGCAGAAGUGCAAUGCGAUGCGACACGAGAUCAAGCACAGCCAGAUCCGGCCUUACGAGUGCAACAUUUGCGGCAAGGCCUAUACCGAAAAUCGCGGCCUCAAACGUCAUCGUCUCUCCGCGCACCCGAACGUGGACGACGGAAACGGGGCUCCACUGUCGCACCACCACAACCAGCAGCAGACGUCGGAUUGAUUCCCUGUGCUAGUCGCCAGUUUUUUUUUUUUUUUCGUGUCGCGAAAUUUGUGUGUGUAGACGGGAAGAUGAGGAGGAGGAGUUGGGGUUGUGUUAGGCACGAGAGAUGGAAGGAAAAGGAAAUGGGGAACCAAUCAGUCGAGCCAUGCUUCGGAAAUCGGUGUGCUUGUGUGUCCGGUGUGUAUGUCUGUGUGUUGUACCUGAGUCAGAGCAAGCGAUUCUGUGCACGUCCGGUGGGAAAGUUGAACGGCUUCACCGACUGCAAUCUCAUAAUACUCAUCCCCUGCUUGAACAAUUUGAAGUAAAAAUAACUGCUUCCAGUGUUAAAAAAUAAUGAAAAUAAUCAUAAGUAUCCGAGGAAAAAUCCCAGCAUUUCAAGAUAUUUUUGCGGUAAAAAGGGGUCGCUGUUCUCAAUGAAGGGACAGCGGAAGAUCCACAAAAUGUCACUGCAGUGACUUUUUGGUGAUUUUAAAAAUAACUGAUUAAUUUAACCGCGUGGUUGAAUUUCUUUUUUUAGUUACAGUAAACGCGAAGUCGAGACCCUUUUGAGUGGAUGAGUGCGUUGGUUGACUUUCACUUUACUAAAUCGCUCUUGAGCCAAAAUUUGGACAUAUCCGCUAUUAUUUGUAUCCCCUUCGGAAGUGUGAAACUUUGUGGGAGGAGGGGUUAAUGUUUCGUGAAAGCCGUUCAAAUGACCCAUCAAAAGCUCUUGUGUGAGCUGAUUUGUUGCAGUAGACAUGUGGACACGACCACCCAUGCAUCCCUGAAUGUGUCAGCAAAAAGUUGUUUUUUUUUUCCUGGUGGUUCAAAAGGAAAUUUUUCUGGUCGUUUCCGCUCGUGUUCACGGUAAUUGUAUUCUUGGCUUUCAGCCCACCGCGGGGGUGAAAAAAUGUGUGGACCCGGGAUAAUCACGUUACUUGUUUCCGUGAAUGUGUGGGCAUUUCUUGUCGCUUCGUGUGAGGAAGGAUCUCGGUGGAGAAGAAAAGAAAAGAAAUGUUUGUGUGGUGUGGGGGGAGAGAAAAAUUAUGUUCGCGUAGGGCAAAGAAAAAACGAAAUCGCGUGGAAGUGUAAUGUAUGUGUUGUUACCUCCACACACACCCGCCCUCUACUGUUUGUAAUCGAGUCUGGUCAUGACUUUAUUUUGCUGUCCGCGCUUUUUUUUUUUCGCAAGGCGAGAAAUUGUUCAGCGAUUGGCCUCAUCCCUGCCCCUGCAAACAGCUGCAGAAUACUCGGAACACGCGAAUUUUUAUUUUUUGCGCACGAGUGCAGGAAAAUAAGCAAGGUUUUGUUCGUGGAGAGGUCCCGGAGCGUCGCGUGUUUUUGGUUUUUAUUUAUUUUUUUUUUUUUUGAAAAAUGCUUGCCAUUUAUUCGGGAAAGAAGUUUACCUUCGCUAGUCAAGUCAUUUCGUUGCAGUAUUGUAUUCAUCUGCGGCAUUAAUAUUUUGUCUUUUGUUCUGGUCCAUUGACAAUCGGUUCUGGGUUCAAGGGUGGGUAUUACGUUUCUGAAAUUGCUUGAGAAACGGGUUCAGGUUGAUGGGAGAGGUGAUUGAAAAAGGGGAUCAGAAUCAGGGAAGGGAUUAUAGUCUGCACCACGUGGGUUUUUAUCUUCAGGGCACUUUAAGGUUUGAUGUAAUUGUAUGUUAGGGAAAUUCUCUUUUUUUCGCCUCGAAUCCAAUGAAGACUUCUUGGACAAAACUUUUCCAGGAAAAGGAAUUUAUAAAACUUUCGCAACUAAUGACGACAAGUUAAAGUUUGGAGUGUAAUAUUUAAUAAUUAGUUUCCUGACGCUGUUCAAGUUCCUGUAGGACCAGAAUUCUCAUCAGAACCUAAGUGCUGUAUGUUGAAGAUACAGUAUCUAAAAUUUGUCGGCUUAAAAAUUCUUUUUUACAGUACAUGAAACUCGGUAAAUGAAGAAAUCUAGACGGGCAGGUCAAGGACGUCUUGAAAUAAUGCUUUUCUCACGUGUCUAAAAUCACUGAAAUUUCUUUGAAAAUGUUGGCCUGAAGUUUUUCAAUUCGUUAGCUGUUGAAUUUGAUUUAUUUCCUUGAGCGACAUUUUUGCUGUUCUUGUCGAAAUGUUCCCCCUGUGCUGGUGGACCAAAAAAAAAUUACUUUCGUCUUGAGCGACAAAAUGAAUUUUUCUUGUGUUCUCCUCGGAUUCGGGAUUGCUUUAUGGCAGAUAAAUCAGUCGGCAUUGAAGCCCGCUAGUCGAUGGGAACUUGCCAAAAUUGGUUGGGUUUUUUGUGUGUAUGUGUGGGGUUUGUGGCCAGGCGCAUCGGUUCUAGUCAGCGCUAUUUAUUUCCGGGCCUCUCCGCGCUUCGUUUUUUUUUCGUGUACAGCAAAAAAGGAAAAAAAUCUCUUGCAUGCUUUCGUCGGUCAGUGAAGUAAACCAAAUAUUCUUCCCACA
Notodromas monacha is the source of this 4474-nucleotide messenger RNA. The record is from the annotation of a GenBank genome assembly. NCBI's taxonomy places the organism in Eukaryota, Metazoa, Arthropoda, Ostracoda, Podocopida, Cyprididae.